AUGGCGAGCCACCUGCGGAUUGCUGUCUGCAACAGCGCUUCUGCUCUAGGUGCGCUUACCGGGCUGUACGGCCUUGCCAAAAUUCUGGAAGAGCAGCUCCACUUCGAGCGUCUAGACCGCGCCUACUUGGGGUCGGAGAAUCACCACGAUGCAGCUGCGCUCAAGCUCUGGCACGCGCAACAUGUGCAGCGCUUGGACACCAGAGGCUGCGACCAGAGCACGGCCCGUAAGGAUCUGGAGCAGGUCGGUAUGGACCAGGUCCGCUGGGAAAACCGUGCGGUGUGCGCCAGGCUCGUAAAGGAGGAGCUGGAGCGGAGGAGCGGUGGUGGUGGUGGUGGCCGUGCCGCGGUGGCAGGGACCCUCGAACAUCAGGCAGGCGGUGCUUCCACAGUUGUCAGCAGUUGUGCCCUUCUUGCUGGCCCGCAGGCCAACGUUUCUGCCUCGCAGGUCGCUUCCGCUGCGCCCAUCGACGGGCCGUCUCUGCAGCAGUCGCCUGGCAGUGGGGCCAAGCCGCAGCCAGUUGCCGCCAGCGAUUGGCCAGAGACGGCGAGCUUCACGAUCCACGAGCAGCUCAGCACGAUCCCCGACUCCGACAACGGGGCCUUUAUCCGGGGCAGUUGCCGCAGAGGUGAACUGCUGUCGCUCUACCAGGGCCCGAUUCACGCGCCCGUGACUGGCCGUGUACUCGUUUGGUUACAGAACCUUUUUGCCGGCCAGAACUCGUCGGAAUACAUGUUGUGCUUGACGGACUCUUACAUGAUAGAUGGGGAUGCCGCACGAAGAUCGACAGCCAGAAUCAUCGGCGGGAGUUCUGCGGGCCUGGUCGACAAGUGCGUCUCUGGCGCACUGUUCAACCAUCCGCCCAGCCACGUUGUGCCAAACGCAAUGUUUGUGUCGGUUACGGUCGACACUGCGCAGUACAGCGACCUCCUGAAAGCGGAGCUCAACGAUGUGAAUUGGUAUGCGCGGCAGCCGUGGACAUUCGAUGGGCGGCGCUACGUGCGCACGGCGGCGCUCAUCGCCCUGUGCGACGUCUGCAACGAGGAGCUGUUUGUCGAUUAUGGAUUCCCGUCUGAUGCGGAGGGUGAGUUCACCACGAGGCGGCCAGCAUGGUAUGCGGAUUGCGGGGGCGAUGCUACACGUGCUUAG
Molecule: messenger RNA, 1149 nt
Organism: Prorocentrum cordatum
Lineage: Eukaryota; Dinophyceae; Prorocentrales; Prorocentraceae
Source: the annotation of a GenBank genome assembly